Messenger RNA from Neodiprion virginianus, 2213 nucleotides. Its product is annotated as cytochrome P450 6a2-like. The transcript has 6 exons. The coding region runs from base 433 to 1977 and encodes 514 amino acids. Gene Ontology annotation, molecular function: heme binding; iron ion binding; oxidoreductase activity, acting on paired donors, with incorporation or reduction of molecular oxygen. NCBI's taxonomy places the organism in Eukaryota, Metazoa, Arthropoda, Insecta, Hymenoptera, Diprionidae. The record is from RefSeq and is a predicted model, not a curated record.
GAGUUAGAGAAUCCGAAUCAUCUCAGUCGUAAAUUGCGACAUAUUUUUUUGUCUCUUCAUCGUUCUAAAAAGGCCCUUACGAUUUUUCUCGCUAGUGGAUUUUUUUAAUGUGCACGCAAUGAAACAGUGUUAAAAAAAAAACAAUCCUUUCACGCUAUUAUACACGUGGUACGGAAAAAUCGGUAUUCAGUCAGUCGAAAAAAAUUGCUUUACUGCUGCAGCAUUACGUUCAAGUCAAUUAGUCAGAAAUUGUAGAAAAAGACAUUUGAAGACAACUAGAGUCUCUUUGAACAUAAACAUUUGUGUUUUCAAUGCGAAAAAAAAAUUUCGACAAUCCGAUCGAAAAACCGUUAAUAUUUUGUUCGCCAUAAUCUUGCGACUUAUGGACUGUGUUUCACUCUGAAGUACAAGAUCGAGUUGCAGUCGGGAACCAUGGCGUUCAUUACAACAGGAAUUCUCCUUCAAGUUCUCGCAUUUCUAGUCACGAUCAUCGGUGCAACGUACAUUUACCUUAAGCAUGUUGCCUACAAUUACUGGAGUUCAAAAGGGAUUGUUCAGUCCGAACCGAUGACACCAUUCGGAAGCUUGUGGCCGGUCUUCACUUCGCAGAAAUCUAUUGGCGAAAUGUUUCGCGACGGAUAUCUGCGGUUCAGGAAAAAUCGCAUUUUUGGAAUAUACUCAUUCCACAAACCUAACUUGGUUAUAUGCGACCCCGACAUCAUUCGUUUUGUACUGACAAAAGAGUUCUCACGAUUCCAAGAUCGUGGAAUGUACUACAACGAGGAACACGAUCCGAUGUCAGCGCAUCUGUUCUUGAUCGGUGGAACAAAAUGGCGCAAUUUGCGGAUAAAGUUUACCCCAACAUUCACGUCCGGUAAGAUGAAGCAAAUGUUCACCACGGUGAAGGACAUCGCGGACAAUUUGGGCAAGCGUUUAACAGAAGAGGUGCAUAAGAACGGACUGAUAGAAAUCAAGGAUCUCGUCGCAAGGUUUUCCACAGAUGUGAUCGCAUCGGUUGCUUUCGGAAUAGAAUGCAACAGUCUCCAAAAUCCAAACGCAGAAUUUCGCACGUGGGGUAAAAAGUUGCUGGAACCCAAGCCAGUCAAGAACACGUUAUUUGCGUUGUGUCCACCUGUGUUGAAGCUAUUUAACGCCAGUAUCACGGACAAAGGGGGGUCCGAUUUCUUCAUUAAAGCGUUCAAGGACACCGUAGAGUACAGAACGGCUAACAAUAUCGUUCGAAAGGACUUUUUGGACCUGAUUAUGCAGCUAAUGAACAAGGGUUACCUUCAGUCAGACGACGGCAAGGAGUCCGUGAUCGCCCCGGAAACCCGCGAGAAGAUCACUAUGCUGGAAGGAGCAGCGCAGGCAUUCGUCUUCUGGAUAGCCGGAUUCGAAACGUCAUCGACAACGGUGACACACUGCACUUACGAGUUGGCACUGAAUCAGGAAAUUCAGGAAAAAAUGGCCAACGAAAUAAACACGGUGCUGGAAAAAUUCGGAGGCUUGACUUACGAGAGCAUAAAUGAGAUGCCUUAUCUUCACAAAGUGGUCUCUGAGACCCUGAGAAAGUACCCAUCGGUUCCACUCCUCAACAGAGAAUGCAAUCGGGAGAUUGAACUGCUUGACACUGGCUUUGUCGUUCCAAUUGGAACCCCGAUAAUCGUGCCGGUUCUGGGGAUCCAUUUCGACCCUGACAUUUACCCUGAUCCAGACAAAUUUGACCCGGAACGUUUUAGCGAUGAAAACAUCGCCAAGAGGCACAAAUACGCUUACCUUCCAUUUGGCGAAGGACCCAGAAACUGCAUUGGAAUGAGAUUCGGCCUCCUCCAAACGAAAAUUGGCCUCAUCACGUUGUUUUCCAAGUACCGUUUUAAGCCAGGACCGGACACCAAGGUACCCCUACCAGUCGACAAAGGAAAUAUAUUGCACGGUCCUCUCGGCGGAGUGACUCUUAAAGUAGAAGAAAGAUACUGAUUAUAGACAUGAGAUAAUUUUGUGGUUUUUGCUGUCGCUGUUGUUUUUGUUUUUUCUGUUACGAUAAGCCGUUAUUUUUGGUAUGAUAACAUUUAAGAUUAAGGUUAACUACCUUGUUUUUUACCAAUGAUAAGGUACCAAUGUUUCGUGAAUUAUCAUUAUACUAGAUGUGAGUGUAAAUACGUAUACGACCUGUAGAAGUAAACCUAAAAUAUAAAUGACUUUCGUUAUACGUA